Fusarium vanettenii 77-13-4 is the source of this 1305-nucleotide messenger RNA. RefSeq lists its product as uncharacterized. The record is from RefSeq and is a predicted model, not a curated record. NCBI's taxonomy places the organism in Eukaryota, Fungi, Ascomycota, Sordariomycetes, Hypocreales, Nectriaceae. The coding region runs from base 89 to 1246 and encodes 385 amino acids. Gene Ontology annotation, cellular component: cytosol. Gene Ontology annotation, biological process: formaldehyde catabolic process. The transcript is spliced from 5 exons. Gene Ontology annotation, molecular function: zinc ion binding; S-(hydroxymethyl)glutathione dehydrogenase [NAD(P)+] activity.
AUUGAAACCCAUCCCUUCUCCCCAAUUGUCUGUCGAUUUUUCUUCUCUCCUUCAUUGACAGUUCAAUCUUCCAUCUCAUCAAGACACAAUGGCUUCUACCGCUGGCAAGACCAUCACUUGCAAGGCCGCCGUCGCCUGGGAGGCCGGCAAGCCUCUCUCCAUUGAGGACAUUGAGGUCCUUCCCCCCAGGGCCAACGAGGUCCGUAUCCAGAUCUACUACACUGGUGUUUGCCACACAGAUGCCUACACUCUGUCCGGUAAGGACCCCGAGGGUGCUUUCCCCAUCGUCCUCGGACACGAGGGUGCUGGUAUCGUCGAGUCCAUUGGCGAGGGCGUCACCAACGUCAAGGUCGGCGACCACGUCGUCGCUCUCUACACCCCCGAAUGCAAGGAGUGCAAGUUCUGCAAGUCCGGCAAGACCAACCUCUGCGGCAAGAUCCGAGCCACCCAGGGCAAGGGUCUGAUGCCCGAUGGCACCUCUCGAUUCCGAUGCAAGGGCCAGGAUCUGCUCCACUUCAUGGGCACUUCCACCUUCUCCCAGUACACUGUCGUCGCCGACAUCUCGGUCGUCGCCAUUGAGCACGAUGCUCCCAUGGACCGAACCUGCCUGCUCGGCUGCGGUAUCACCACCGGUUACGGUGCUGCUACCAUCACCGCCAACGUCCAGGAGGGCGACAACGUUGCCAUCUUCGGUGCCGGCUGUGUCGGUCUGUCCGUAGUCCAGGGUGCCGCCGCCCGCAAGGCUGGCAAGAUCAUCGUGGUUGAUGUCAACCCCUCCAAGAAGGCUUGGGGUGACAAGUUCGGUGCCACUCACUUCGUUAACCCUCUCGACCUUGACGGCCAGACCAUCCAGGACAAGCUCAUCGAGAUGACUGACGGUGGCUGUGACUACACCUUCGACUGCACUGGCAACGUCGGUGUCAUGCGCGCUGCCCUCGAGGCUUGCCACAAGGGUUGGGGUGAGAGCAUCAUCAUUGGUGUCGCUGCCGCUGGCCAGGAGAUUUCCACCCGACCAUUCCAGCUUGUCACUGGUCGUGUGUGGAGGGGAUGCGCUUUCGGUGGUGUCAAGGGCCGCUCUCAGAUGAACAGCCUCGUCGCCGACUACAAAAACGGCUCUCUCAAGGUCGACGAGUUCAUCACUCACCGCAAGGUGCUUGGUGAGAUUAACAACGCCUUCGAGACCAUGAAGCAGGGAGACUGCAUCCGUGCCGUCGUCGACAUGCAAAAGCUUGACCCCAAGAUUUAAUGACCCCCAAAAUGUAGUAUAAAUGAAUGAUAAUUGAGUAACGACGAGUCUAUUUGACC